Brienomyrus brachyistius is the source of this 4438-nucleotide messenger RNA. RefSeq lists its product as uncharacterized. Lineage: Eukaryota; Metazoa; Chordata; Actinopteri; Osteoglossiformes; Mormyridae. The coding region runs from base 792 to 2051 and encodes 419 amino acids. The transcript is spliced from 10 exons. The record is from RefSeq and is a predicted model, not a curated record.
GUUCCCACCGCGGUGCCAGGCACGCCGCGUCCUGCCUGCGCCAUUUGUCGCUCUUAAAAAGACCGUUCCCUUUUACUACAGGUCUGAAUUUGUCAUCAAAUGGUAUUGGUUUUUUAUUUGCACUUCCAAGGCAUUUAAAUGCCACUAUUGCCAUGCGAUCGGUUCAUUUGCCAGAUCUGAUGACAGCAAUGCAUUAUGGAAUUGUAAUAAUGCUCGCGGCCCUCUAAACGACUCUCCAUGAUGUAUAUUUUGCAUGGAGUUUGUGUCAUCUUUUUGUCACGGGAUUGCGCUUAAUCAUGUGUCAGACAGCAGACUACAAUCAGUUACUGCAUUUGCAUCAGUAAAACGGAUCAAAUUCUGUCCUCAAGCUUGUCAUGCAGCGCAGACGGGGCUGUCAAGUCGCAUCUGCGUCAUGUGUCUUUAGUGCGCAUAUUUUCAUUUGCUUUAUGUCCGGGUGUCUCGCAGGCUGUGUCCUUGAGACUCGGCUCCUCUAGUGCUACUAAGGUUGACAAAGGUCCAUGUGCGAUGUUGUUUUCCGUGAUCGAAGCCGACGUGAUCGCACUGAGACUCCCCCCCUUCCGCGGUACACACCUUGAAACCGGAGUACUAAUCCGAAUGGCAGCCGGAAAAUAGUCAGACAUCUCCCGGAACAAGAAGCAAAGAUCAUCCCGUAUCUGAAGGGGAAUAUCCCGUCCUCCUCCUCCUCCCCCCACCCCCUUAGCACCGCCGACGCCCUCCCCUCCGCUCGGAUCAUUUCGCCGCUGCAGAAGGGACAUGAUCUCAGCUCGGGAAUGGCAUCCUCGCAGAGUUACUGUAGGGCUGAGGGGCCGGGAGACGCCGGCGAUGAGCUGGACCAGUCUUUGCAGCAGAUGCUGAAAGCAAUCGCCGACGAACGAAACCGGCUCAACAUGAAGCAAGAAAUCACCAGUUUAAGCUGCUUCAAGGACGACAGGAUUGUAUUCUGGACGUGGAUGUUCUCCACCUACUUCAUGGAGAAGUGGACUCCACGCCAGGACGACAUGCUCUUUUAUGUGCGCAGGAAGCCGGCAUACAACGCCGAGAACAUCGAUGGGAAGAAAGUGGAGGUGGAGGUGUACAGGAGGGACUCCAAGAAACUGCCCGGACUGGGGGACCCGGACAUCGACUGGGAGGACAGUGUCUACCUGAACCUCAUCCUGCAGAAGCUGGACUACGUGGUCACCUGUGCCGUCUGCACGCGCUCAGAGGCUGGAGACAUACACAUCCACAAGAAGAAGUCACAGCAAGUGUUCGCCUCUCCAAGCAAGCACCCAAUGGACAGCAAAGGCGAGGAGUCCAAGAUUAGCUACCCCAACAUCUUCUUCAUGAUCGACAACUUUGAGGAGGCUUUCGGUGACAUGACAGUGGGGGAGGGCGAGAUGGUCUGCGUGGAGCUGGUGGCCAGCGACAAGAGCAACACCUUCCAGGGCGUCAUCUUCCAGGGCUCCAUCCGGUAUGAGGCCCUCAGGAAGGUCUAUGACAACCGGGUGAGUGUGGCAGCCAAGAUGGCACAGAGAGUGUCCUUUGGCUUCUACAAGUACAACAACAUGGAGUUUGUCCGCAUGAAGGGACCCCAGGGGAAGGGCCAUGCAGAGAUGGCGGUGAGCCGUGUGCCAACCGGAGAUACCUCACCCUGUAACACCGAGGAGGACAUGGACUCGCCCCUGCACGAGCGGGUCACCUCCUUCAGCACACCACCCACCCCGGAGAGGAACCGGCCCUCCUUCUUCUCCCCGUCCCUACGCCGCAAGGUACCGCGCAACUACGUUGCUGAGAUGAAGAAGUCACACUCCGCCAACGACAGCGAGGAGUUUUACCGUGAGGACAGUGGAGGAGAUCUUCAAAAGGCCACCAACUUGCGCUCGCGUUCACUGUCAGGCACGGGCCGCGCCCUGGUGGGCUCCUGGCUCAAACUGAACCGAACUGAGGACAUUUUCCUGCUGUACGCCCACCUCACCUACGUCACGCUACCCGUGCACCGAAUAACCACAGAUAUACUGGAAGUGAGACAAAAGCCCAUCCUGAUGACAUAGCAGAAGGUUCCUCCAGCUCACUGCCAAGUGCCUAGUUGCAUCAGGCCACAGACAACACUACCACCUAGUGUCAAGACGGGAAGCCAAAAAGAGUGCGACAGGAAGACGAGGCGGUGUUUCACGAUGAGGAGCAGGGGGAAACAAUAGCAAACCAGCCAUUCAGAAGUGCCUCUACCUUUGCCACCUGACACCUGUUCACAGGAGGAACAAGGCCGUCUGAAGCGACAGACCCCAUCCGCUGAUUCUCACCACCCUGCGGUUUCCUGUUGGGAUUAUCCGUAGCCCUCGAAUGAUGCACCGUUUAUUGAACUUUGCUCCGAAGGCAACGUCUCUACUUUCCUGUAAAUACCUGCCACUCGGCCACUCACCGAAAGGCCUUUAGGUGACUGUAUUGUGUAGCGUUUGCACUAUGUCGUACUUUUCACACAGGAUUCCUUUUUUAGGGAUGUACCUUUUUAGGGUUACGCUUGGUGUUGUGGCCUUUGGUGUUUUUUGGUUUCUUUAUAUCAGCAGUGUCGGAGGCUGGGUUACUGUAUAUUAACUGCUGUUAACCUAGUUGAAUGUAACUAGGCAGUACGCGUAUUGUAUCCCUGCUAAUCUUUUACGGCAACCUCACUGAUAGAGAGGUUUCUUUUUCAAUGAAGUAUUUUAAACUUUAAUGUUAACAUAUUAUGUGUAUAAAGACUUUACACUGAGAGUAAUUAUAAGGACUCAUUGUGAGAGCAAUUUGAGUAAAUAGGACGCUAAUAGGACAGUUGUUAAUAAUGUUGCUAAAACCCAAAUAUCACAAACUGAUGUUUAUCUGAUAUGCUAUGUACAGAAAGUAUUAACUGUGAUAGUGCGCAUUGGGUAGAGCACCUGCUCACUUCCUGUCCUGUCCUGUGCUUUCGGAUAUUUCCUCUCUCAAGGAGACAAACCAUCGGAGGGGUAUGGAAGUUAAGGCCGGUACAGCUAAUCAGAUGGUGGAACCAGAGUCACUGCACUCCGGUAGUUUCCAAAAAUAGACAUCCAGUAAAGUGAAUUCAUGUACAUCCUCUUAAUAAAGCUUACGGUUUUCCUAGCUUGAGCUGAACAGAGAGGUUGGAUAUUUUUGAGUCAAUGAACUUGUAAACAUUCACUCCUGUCUCCUGAACCUCAGGUAACGGCAGAUGCUUAACUCGCAGCAGAGGCAGUUAACAGGACAGCAAAGCUAUACUGUUAUUUUCUGUACUUCUCAUAACCCUGACCAAGAGUAGUCACUAGAGGAUGGAUGGAUGGGUCUCAUAUACUUUAAUGCCUACCCAUGAGGUGUAACAAAAUAUGGACAUGGUGUUUCACUGUAAUUAUCUUCUCUAUUUAGCUGACUUUCCAUAUCAUGAUCAACUAUGUACCCAUUCAUAAAAUCCAAGUAGUAUCCUUCUGAGAGCAACCUGAACCACCGUCUUCUUUUCUGUUGAAUACUUGCCGGCAGAAGUCUGUCUAAAGUUUUGUAUCUCUGACACGUCCCCGAGUAUCUCCCAGUCACUUUGACAGCUUUCCAUUUCUGAGAGAGCGUCGCAAUUUUUUUAGGUUCACUUUGCCUUUUACGGUGGACGCGGGAGUGCCUUCAGGCUGAGGCAGAAAUGCGGUGUUCCCACGGAUGGAAGAGGAAGGAUGUUGGCCUACCCAACUGGUCGCUGUCACGCUGGCAGAUGGAAGCCCGACAGAGAACGUUGCACCAGCAGGGGAAACUGCAUCUGGAACACUUGGACAUGGACCAACAAAGUACACGCCAUCGGUCGCAGACGGACACUGUACUUAGAGACGCCAAAGCACAGCUCCAGGGAGCGUUGCACACACGGAGGAGCAGCCAUGUCAGUAUGCUGGCCAUAGUCCCGUGGUCUAGUACAACUGUGCACUGGCUGACCCAGAGCUCUUCAGAAAACCAGUGCUUGAAGAACCCCUUUAAUGAUCUGAGCUUCCUUUCUGACUAUCCCAACUUAACUCCAUCCAGUGAUAUACACCUGUAACGGGUCCUAUGAGGAUCUCAGCUUCUCAUCCUACUGCUCAGUGAGCAAACGUCCUCUUGAGUGAAAUUUAUGACUGCUUUGUGAGAGCUGAGCAAAACCAACUGCAAAAAACCAUAGGGACCGAUGUGUAAUCUGAGCAUUUUGCUAUCUGAGGACAAGUAUACUUGAGCAGCAUUAAGAACUGACUUUCCAGUAAUUCCUCACCUUUCCUUGUUUAAUUUGUAUGCUUAUGCUGAUGUAUACAGAUAGGAAGAUGUUCAUUCUGGAAGCCUGUUUUGUGGUGACAGUUCAAAUGCUUUAAACAUUUUUUUAUACAUUAACACAAAUCCAUGUGCAUGUUGUCAUAAUUUGAAUUUUUUUUCUCCUAAUUCCUUAAAAUACAAAAGUUAUCAGAAACUA